This is a messenger RNA of Maniola jurtina (meadow brown), 1124 nucleotides long. RefSeq lists its product as uncharacterized. NCBI's taxonomy places the organism in Eukaryota, Metazoa, Arthropoda, Insecta, Lepidoptera, Nymphalidae. The record is from RefSeq and is a predicted model, not a curated record. The coding region runs from base 207 to 1124 and encodes 305 amino acids. The transcript has 3 exons.
UUUGGAUUUUCAGUUAAUCGGAUUUGUUCCUGCGUUGUGUGUAGUGAAGUGUAAGUUCCAGGGUCCAGGUUCCGUGAGUACACUAGGCUUAGCGCAACUUAGGUCCAAACCCCCGUCACCCAAGGACGGGGACCCAACUAGGGCCACACUUUAGGUACUCACCUCCCUGCCUUGGCAGGGGGAACUGCUUAGCUACCGGGCCCACCAUGGGCCCCAUUAACCCCGACCAACCUACUCCCGGGCCCCAUCAGGGCCCGGGGCUGCCCCAAACCAUAUUCAAUGACGUCGACAUUAACGACUUAAUUAAAUACAACCCCAACUACCUAAACAAAUUCAAGGUAGACCCGACGCGGAAGCCUAUGCGCUUCGGUCAAUCCCCAGCUUCUCCCCCGGCUAUGGCUAUGGAGGAAGAAAUUAAUGUUACGUUAAAACCCCAUGUUAAGGAGCCUCUCUCCAAGACCCCAGCCGGGCCUUCAGCCCCUAAACCUGUCCCAACUAUCACCAUGGAGCCUCACUCCGAGACUUUACCAGCCUCAUCAGAAACAGAGGAAUUUACCACCGUCCAAUCCAAGGUCCAGAAGCGUAAGCUAAAGGCCUCUAAGUCCCACGCAAACCCACCCAAAAAGGUAGGCAUUGCAGCCCCAGACUCUGUGUCCCAGCCCUCCACCUCUCAGGCGACCCCCGAAGAAGAGUCGGAAGACUCACCCAUGGGGGACCCGCCAAGGGAGAAGGUUCCUCCUUCUCUUCAUAAGAGAAUAACUCAGCUGGCAGUGUAUACUGCCUUUAUUAGACCAGCAGGGCAUCUCCUUCACGAGUGCCCGCUCGACCGCUAUAUGCAUUUAAGUCAAAUCCCAACGUCAGGCGACCAUCGCCUACUGACUAAGACUCUCCGGCAAGAGAAUGUAGGUUUUCAUACCUACGCUCUUCCCGAUGAACGCGUGCUGCGCGUAGUCAUCCGCGUGCCCGGGCUGCCAGUCCAAGAAGUCCAUAGGAUGUACCAUCCUAGGACCAAAGUUCUCUAUGAGAUGGUGCUGGUUACUCUCGACCUUACCUCCGAGGGCAAGAAAGUCCACAACAUAACAUCGAUGUGUCGCCUGACUGGGCUCAAAAUAGUCCCCUCAUAA